Sciurus carolinensis (gray squirrel) is the source of this 1812-nucleotide messenger RNA. It is a transcript of the gene Ing4, whose product is annotated as inhibitor of growth family member 4. The coding region runs from base 52 to 798 and encodes 248 amino acids. The record is from RefSeq and is a predicted model, not a curated record. NCBI's taxonomy places the organism in Eukaryota, Metazoa, Chordata, Mammalia, Rodentia, Sciuridae. Gene Ontology annotation, biological process: positive regulation of apoptotic process; regulation of DNA-templated transcription. The transcript has 7 exons. Gene Ontology annotation, cellular component: nucleus.
CGUUUUAGUCACUUCCGGGGCGGAUCGGAAGUUGCUUUGUUUUGCUUCAAGAUGGCUGCGGGGAUGUAUUUGGAACAUUAUCUGGACAGUAUUGAAAACCUCCCCUUUGAAUUACAGAGAAACUUUCAGCUUAUGAGGGACCUUGACCAAAGAACAGAGGACCUGAAGGCUGAAAUUGACAAGUUGGCCACUGAGUAUAUGAGUAGCGCCCGCAACCUGAGCUCCGAGGAAAAAUUGGCCCUUCUCAGACAGAUCCAGGAAGCCUAUGGCAAGUGCAAGGAAUUUGGUGACGACAAGGUGCAGCUUGCCAUGCAGACCUAUGAGAUGGUUGACAAACAUAUUCGACGACUGGACACAGACCUGGCCCGUUUUGAGGCUGAUUUGAAGGAGAAACAGAUCGAGUCAAGUGACUAUGACAGCUCUUCUAGCAAAGGCAAAAAGAAAGGCCGGACUCAAAAGGAGAAGAAAGCUGCCCGUGCACGUUCCAAAGGGAAAAACUCGGAUGAAGAAGCACCCAAGGCUGCCCAGAAGAAGUUAAAACUUGUGCGCACAAGUCCUGAGUAUGGGAUGCCCUCAGUGACCUUUGGCAGUGUCCAUCCCUCUGAUGUGUUGGAUAUGCCUGUGGAUCCCAACGAACCCACCUAUUGCCUUUGUCACCAGGUCUCCUAUGGAGAGAUGAUUGGCUGUGACAACCCUGAUGUGAGAACCUUUUACCUCAGGAUGUGGGGUUCUGAGGGACAUGAAAGGAGUGGGUUUAAAAUGGGAGAGCCAUGGUUGAAGAAUGGGACUUCAGAAUAAAAGACAAUGACUGAAAGUAGGGCAUUGGUGGCAUGCAUCUGUAGUCCCAACUACUUAGGAAGCUGAAGCAGGAGGAUCACUUGAGCCCAGGAGUUCAGGGCCAGACUGGGUAACAUAGUGAGACCCAGUCUCAAAAACAAAAACAAACAAACAAACAAAAAAAAAACAGUGAAUGGAUAUGAGUGGCCUUAGGCCUUCCAGAAAGUCUCCAGAGGGAUGGGAUAAAGGCACACUCCUAAAGAAUCUUUGCGAGGGCUUUCUUUGCACCGCCCAGUCUUCUAACUACUGCGUCUUCCUUUUCCAGUGUUCCAAUUGAGUGGUUCCACUUGCCUGUGUGGGACUGACAACCAAGCCUCGGGGGAAAUGGUUUUGCCCGCGCUGUUCCCAAGAACGGAAGAAGAAAUAAUAAGGGCCUUGGAUUCCAACAGUUUCUUCCACAUCCCCUUACCUGGGCUAGUGGGCAAAGAAAUGCCUGUGUUGGGGCAGUGGGGUUCAGGGAGAAGUGGAUGGUACAGUAUCAUCAUCAUUCCUUCUCUUUCCCUCUCCCCAUUUGCGGUGCUGAGGCUGCAUUCAAACCCUGGUAGGGAGGGGUGCUGCAACCACUAACGGUAUGUGUUCUCAUUCUGCCCUCCCCCUCAUUGGCAAGUAAGCUUGCCCGCUGUCCUUUUGCCUCCAUGCUGAGGUUGGUGCUGUAUUCAGAGGGAGGGUCCUCUUAAUUUCCCUUGCUUGUGUAUUUGAAGACUGGGGAAGUAGCAUAGGGCACUCUGGCCCCCUUAAUUUUCCUCCCCUACCCUGUGGGGAGCUAGGUGUGAUAAACUUUCUCCAUUCUCUUCCUGUUUUUUCAUGGUGGGGAUCCCCCGGAUCAUUUGGGCUGUGGCCUCAUUGAAAGGGGCACCCCUUCCUCUGUGCCAAGGGGAUUCAUCCUGGCCUGAAAUGGGAGAGGGGGCAAGGUGGAAUACAGAUAACUCACAUGUAAAAGGAGCCUGGGUAGUAAAUAAAAGCUAUAUGUGUUGG